Odobenus rosmarus divergens (Pacific walrus) is the source of this 4158-nucleotide messenger RNA. RefSeq names its product bicaudal C homolog 1 (Drosophila) (gene BICC1). Bases 1 to 2925 code for a protein of 974 amino acids. NCBI's taxonomy places the organism in Eukaryota, Metazoa, Chordata, Mammalia, Carnivora, Odobenidae. Gene Ontology annotation, cellular component: cytoplasm. The record is from RefSeq and is a predicted model, not a curated record. Gene Ontology annotation, molecular function: RNA binding; protein binding. The transcript is spliced from 21 exons.
AUGGCCGCCCAGGGCGAGCCCGGCUACCUGGCGGCGCAAUCGGACCCGGGCUCCAACAGCGAACGCAGCACUGACUCGCCCAUGCCCGGUUCCGAGGACGACUUGGUCGCCGGGGCGCCUCUGCAUAGCCCCGAGUGGAGCGAGGAGCGCUUCCGCGUGGACAGGAAGAAACUUGAGGCCAUGUUACAAGCUGCUGCUGAAGGAAAAGGCAAAAGUGGGGAAGACUUUUUUCAGAAGAUCAUGGAGGAAACAAAUACGCAGAUUGCUUGGCCAUCAAAACUGAAGAUCGGAGCCAAAUCCAAGAAAGAUCCCCAUAUUAAGGUUUCUGGAAAGAAAGAAGACGUUAAGGAGGCCAAGGAAAUGAUCAUGUCUGUCUUAGACACAAAAAGCAAUCGAGUCACCUUGAAGAUGGAUGUUUCACAUACAGAACAUUCUCAUGUAAUCGGCAAAGGAGGCAACAAUAUUAAAAAAGUGAUGGAGGAAACAGGAUGCCACAUCCACUUUCCAGAUUCCAACAGGAAUAACCAAGCAGAAAAAAGCAACCAGGUAUCUAUCGCAGGACAACCAGCAGGAGUAGAAUCUGCCCGAGUUAGAAUUCGGGAGCUGCUUCCUUUGGUGCUGAUGUUUGAGCUACCAAUCGCUGGGAUUCUUCAACCGGUUCCCGAUCCUAACUCCCCCUCAAUUCAGCACAUAUCACAAACGUACAACAUUUCAGUGUCAUUUAAGCAGCGUUCUCGAAUGUAUGGUGCUACUGUGAUAGUACGAGGAUCUCAGAAUAACACCAGUGCUGUGAAGGAAGGAACUGCCAUGCUGUUGGAACAUCUCGCUGGGAGCUUGGCAUCAGCUAUUCCUGUGAGCACACAAUUAGAUAUUGCAGCUCAACAUCAUCUCUUUAUGAUGGGUCGAAAUGGAAGCAACAUCAAACAUAUCAUGCAAAGAACAGGUGCUCAGAUCCACUUUCCUGAUCCCAGUAAUCCACAAAAGAAAUCCACCGUCUACCUCCAGGGCACCAUUGAGUCUGUCUGUCUUGCAAGGCAAUAUCUCAUGGGUUGUCUUCCCCUUGUGUUGAUGUUUGAUAUGAAGGAAGAAAUUGAAGUUGAUCCACAGUUCAUUGCUCAGUUGAUGGAACAGCUCGAUGUCUUCAUCAGUAUUAAACCAAAGCCGAAACAACCAAGCAAGUCUGUGAUUGUGAAAAGUGUUGAGAGAAAUGCUUUAAAUAUGUAUGAAGCAAGAAAAUGUCUCCUCGGACUUGAAAGCAGUGGGGUUACCAUAGCAACCAGCCCGUCCCCAGCAUCCUGCCCUGCCGGCCUGGCAUGUCCCAGCCUGGACAUCUUAGCUUCAGCAGGCCUUGGACUCACUGGACUAGGUCUUUUGGGGCCUACCACCUUAUCUCUAAACACAUCAACAACCCCAAACUCACUCUUGAAUGCUCUUAAUAGCUCAGUCAGUCCUUUGCAAAGUCCAAGUUCUGGCACCCCCAGCCCCACGUUAUGGGCACCCCCACUUGCUAACACUUCAAGUGCCACAGGUUUUUCUGCUAUACCACACCUUAUGAUUCCAUCUACUGCCCAAGCCACGUUAACUAAUAUUUUGUUGUCUGGUGUACCCGCCUAUGGGCACACAGCUCCGUCGCCCCCUCCUGGCUUGACUCCUGUUGAUGUCCAUGUCAACAGUAUGCAGACAGAAGGCAAAAAAAUCUCUGCUUCUUUAAAUGGACAUGCACAGUCUCCAAAUAUAAAAUAUGGUGCAAUAUCCACUUCGUCACUUGGAGAAAAAGUACUGAGUGGGAAUCACAGUGAUCCGUCUAGACAGACAACUGGACCUGAGCAGGCAUCUCCCAAAUCAAACCCUGUGGAAGGUUGUAACGAUGCUUUUGUUGAAGUAGGCAUGCCUCGAAGUCCUUCCCAUUCUGGGAAUGCUGGUGACUUGAAACAGAUGAUGGGUCCCUCCAAAGUUUCCUGUGCCAAGAGGCAGACAGUAGAACUGUUGCAGGGCACAAAAAACUCACACUUACACAGCACUGACAGGUUGCUCUCCGACCCUGAACUGAGUGCUGCAGAAAGCCCUUUGGCUGAUAAGAAGGCUCCUGGAAGUGAGCGGGCUGCAGAGAGGGCCGCAGCUGCCCAGCAAAACUCUGAAAGGGCUCGCCUAGCCCCGCGGCCAUCAUAUGUCAACAUGCAGGCAUUUGACUAUGAACAAAAGAAGCUAUUAGCAACCAAAGCUAUGUUAAAGAAACCAGUGGUGACGGAAGUCAGAACACCCACAAAUACCUGGAGUGGCCUCGGGUUUUCUAAAUCCAUGCCAGCUGAAACUAUAAAGGAGCUGAGAAGGGCCAACCAUGUGUCCUAUAAGCCCACAAUGACAACCACUUUUGAGGGCUCAUCAAUGUCCCUCUCGAGGUCCAACAGUCGUGAACACUUGGGAAGUGGAAGUGAAUCUGAUAACUGGAGGGACCGAAAUGGAAUAGGACCCCCGAGUCCUAGUGAAUUUGCAGCUUCUGUUGGCAGCCCCAAACGUAAACAAAACAAAUCAACGGAGCACUAUCUCAGCAGUAGCAAUUACAUGGACUGCAUUUCUUCGCUAACAGGAAGCAAUGGCUGUAACUUGAACAGCUCUUUCAAAGGCUCUGACCUCCCUGAGCUCUUUAGCAAACUGGGCCUGGGCAAAUACACAGACGUCUUCCAGCAACAAGAGAUCGAUCUUCAAACAUUCCUCACUCUCACAGAUCAGGAUCUGAAGGAGCUGGGAAUUACGACUUUUGGUGCCAGAAGGAAAAUGCUGCUUGCAAUCUCAGAACUAAAUAAAAAUCGAAGAAAGCUUUUUGAACCACCAAGUGCACGCACCUCUUUCCUGGAAGGCGGAGCGAGUGGGAGGCUACCCCGUCAGUAUCACUCACACAUUGCUAGUGUCAGUGGCCGCUGGUAGCAACACCUACCCUCCAGGCAUGCACCCGCCAGUCUUCAAGUUGGACACAGGAGAUCUGUGAACAGCCUUCACUGCACACCAUCCUCAGCACUCUGGGUGUCUGGUAUCAGGACCAAAGCAUCUUAUUCACACCUGAACUUUGCGCUAAAAAGGGAGAAAAGAAAGAAGAUGAUCUUAUGUCAUCAUACAGAAUGCCACAUUUGGUUGACUUUUUUUAACGGCAAUUGGACAGAACUUGCAAUUUGAGGGUAGGGCUUUAUUUCCUGUUUUUACUUACCUAAAUAACAUAUGCACUGAUUUUUUACUUAAAAUGAAGGAUUAAUUGACAUCUGGGAGGCCAGAAAACUUAGAGGUUCUUUUGUUUGCUUGUUUUGUUUAGGGAUUUGGGGAUUUUUAAAAAAUAAUCAAAAUGGAAUUUUCUGGUACUGCUUUAAAAUAAUUAUUGAGGUCUUUCAGCACUUUACACUUUUUAAUAUCUUGUCCUGUGGAAAUAUCUCUCUUUCUCUCAAUUUUCAUGUCACCUGAUGUAUUGGUACAAAUCAGAUUUAGUUAUACUUCUUUGACUAUCAAAUUUUUAUUUAAAAUGGUACUGGAUUAUUAGUUUUGUGCAGAAUAUUCUGACUUUGAGAAAUGUAAGUGACUCCCCUUGGUUCUGGACCAGUUCUGUUCAUUUAUGUCAACAUCCUAGAAAUAAUUAGCAAUGAACCUAUUUCACAUAACAGGUGCAAAGAAAGACCAGAUGGACUUUGCAAUAUUAACCCUUUGCAGUCAUCAUAUUUAGCUGCUGCCUAUAUUGCUAAAAUGAUUUUAAUGGUUGUCUGAAGGCAAAGGGCUAUUCUUUAGUAUACUGCCACUAAAGGACACUUAUUUAUAUCAAACUUUUAUUUUUAGAUAUUAUAAGCAUACAGUACAUAACUGAUUAAAUUGAUAUCUACUAGAGAUUUAUGGUAGAGAAUGGACGGCAUUCAAUAACUGGAGCCCUAGAUUGUCAUUUUAUUUAAAAAAAGACAAAUAAUCAUCUGACAAGACAGCACUGUUGCCAUUGAGAGGAGAAAUAGAUUACUAUCCUUACCAUGUACACUCUAGCUGUGCUCCAUAUGGUCACAGGACUUUAAAAACCAUAUCUGUCUGCUUGAAGUUGACUUGUGUUUGUUGAGAACAGAAAGGGUUUAUUUCAGUUUUCAGGGUGACAGUUUAUAAAAACAGCUGAGUUCCAAAGGAAGACAAAAAAAA